This is a messenger RNA of Drosophila elegans, 672 nucleotides long. RefSeq names its product hypodermin-B-like. Gene Ontology annotation, molecular function: serine-type endopeptidase activity. Gene Ontology annotation, biological process: proteolysis. Lineage: Eukaryota; Metazoa; Arthropoda; Insecta; Diptera; Drosophilidae. The transcript has a single exon. The record is from RefSeq and is a predicted model, not a curated record. The coding region runs from base 1 to 672 and encodes 223 amino acids.
AUGGUGGAGGAUGUGCCAUGGCAGGCAUCAAUUCGGUAUGACGACAACCACAUUUGCAGCGGUGCUAUCCUCAGCACCAAGUACAUAGUCACGAACUCGGAUUGCGCGUCAAUGAUUCCACUGUCUAACCUAAAGGUCGCCGUAGGCAUUUCCAGUUGGAUCAUGGAGUCCGGAACUGUAGCGGGGGUUUGCAAAGUGACCAUCCACCCCCAGUCUAGCAGGAACAAGUACGUCAGCAAUUUGGCCCUGCUGAACCUGUGCGAGCCACUGAAACCCUCGAACAAGAUCAAGGAAAUCCAGCUUAUCGACAAGCAGCCCGAUCUGCUGGCUAUAGCCACAUCUGUUGGCUUUACCGCCCUCCGAUGGCCAACAUUCAAAUUUUGUUCCGAUUCAUCGGCGCAUAUGCGAAAACAAAAUGUCAAGCUCUACGACGUAAAGGCAUGUAUCGCUGAACAUUAUAAUUGGAUUGUUAAAGGCUCUGCCAUCACGGAUCAGAACAUUUGCGCCGCCAAGCAGGACAAGGGCUGCUCCUUCGACAAGGGCUCAUCGCUGGUCAUCGAUGGCAAGUUAGCGGGCGUAUUGGCCCAGGGCGAAUGUUUAGCAAAGACCGAUGUCUUUGUCAAUUUGUUCCAUCACACCAACUGGAUAAAAGAUAAUACUAAGGGCAAUUAA